This is a messenger RNA of Ctenopharyngodon idella (grass carp), 974 nucleotides long. RefSeq lists its product as uncharacterized. The coding region runs from base 104 to 487 and encodes 127 amino acids. The record is from RefSeq and is a predicted model, not a curated record. The transcript is spliced from 4 exons. Lineage: Eukaryota; Metazoa; Chordata; Actinopteri; Cypriniformes; Xenocyprididae. Gene Ontology annotation, biological process: immune response. Gene Ontology annotation, molecular function: chemokine activity. Gene Ontology annotation, cellular component: extracellular region.
GCAGUCUAAGUUUCACUUUGUUGACUAUAUAAAGUGAACUACUAAGAGUCUUGAAUAUAUUCUCUCAGACACAAGAAGUGAGAGUUGAAGAUCUACUGAGACAAUGGAGACACAAAGGAUCCUCAUGAGGAGUUUGGCUGUUGUGUUCAUUGCAUCUGUGAUCUGGACUAUAACAGUCUCAGCACAUCCUGUUGAAAAGGUGAGCACAUGCUGUACUGUCGUCUCCACAGCAGAGUUCACUGAUCCUAUCAUCGGUUUCAGGAUGCAAAAACAAAGUCUUCCAUGUGUGAAGGCCAUCAUCUUUCAGACUGAACGAGGAGAGUUCUGCAUUGAUUGGACACGACCAUGGGUGCAGAAGAAAGUUAAGGAGUUUAUCAGAGCUCAAAGAAACAAACACCUGACUUCCGCGCCACCACCAGCAUCAUCUAUCAGUGAGCACACUCGUGUGGGAGGAUCUACCCAAUCAACUCAUGCUCAUGAAUCAUAAACAUCUGAAAAUAAACUCAUAAUGAGAACACAUCUUGAAGUAGUUAAUGUGUUUAGAAACUAUUUUUAAAAUGUAAGUUAUUUCGCUGUUGUAUUUUGAAAAUAUCUAAAACGAAGUUUGGUAAAUUAUGUGUAUUUAUAUUUAAACUGAAUAUUUAAAUAUAUGUUGUCAUACAUGUAAAGAAAUUUGGCAGUGACAAGUCAGUUCUUAAUUUAUUCAAUUUGAAUAAAGAAACUGAGGUAUAGUGAAACUGUUUUAGAACAAAUGUAUUUAAAUAAAAUAUUAGAAUAUAUUAUAUUUCACAUUGAAAUAUAUUUCACUCAAUGUACUGGAAAUGGACUUGUGUCAUUAACUCCUGUGUGAAGAAGGGUGACGCAAGUCUGAGUGAAACUGAUUUGAAUGAGAACAAACCUGAACAUUUUUGUCAGUUGAAUGUGUAAAUGAACGAGUGCGAUCUGAAACUACAAAUAAACAAUGAUCAGCAACU